AUGCCUCCAAGCAAGAAACCGUGCAUAGCAACAGCUGUCGCAGACAGCCUUGAACCCCCUGAUGGCAAUGCAAUUACGAGUCUAGCAUCUGAGCCACAAAGGGCGCAAGAAUCCUUAGCCGCAAAGGCAAGCUUCAAGAUCAAAUAUCUCUAUGCAAGCAAGAAGGGCCUCUCUAAGGCCACUCCCGCCACAUUUGGCUAUGAUAAUGUCGCAUAUCUCCGGCGCAUUGCCCGUUCAGCUCCUGUCAUUCGAGCAGUUACCCUCUUCGAAACUAUAAACAAGGGCCAGCAGGUUAACGCAUUUUUUGCGACUCUGGUUGUCUCCCUACAGCAGCCCGACCCCACGGAAACCUUUUGCGAGAGCGUCGAAGUGCUGCUCGAGCAGUAUAGACAACUCCGGUCUGAGGCUGGGGAGCUCAACAACUCUGGAGCUGCGUCGAGUCUGGCGAAAGGGACCGCCACCCACAUUCAGCUCUUGACAGUAACUGCCGGAAUUAUAUGGCACCUAUCUAAUGAGCUGAGCGAAGUGUCUGAGAUUCAAACGACAGAUCCUAAUGCUGACUUCGACCUCGUCGACACAUGCGUAAAACAAUGCCUUCUUUCAACCUUGUUCCAAACGAUGGAAUUUCAGUCCGACCUCCCGUUCUUGGGCCACUACUUGAAUAUGGAGAGGUUGAGCUAG
Molecule: messenger RNA, 681 nt
Organism: Pseudogymnoascus destructans
Lineage: Eukaryota; Fungi; Ascomycota; Leotiomycetes; Thelebolales; Thelebolaceae
Exons: 2
Coding region: 1-681 (226 amino acids)
Source: RefSeq, a predicted model, not a curated record